This is a messenger RNA of Entelurus aequoreus (snake pipefish), 6291 nucleotides long. RefSeq names its product XK, Kell blood group complex subunit-related family, member 6b (gene xkr6b). The record is from RefSeq and is a predicted model, not a curated record. Gene Ontology annotation, cellular component: plasma membrane. Bases 320 to 2050 code for a protein of 576 amino acids. NCBI's taxonomy places the organism in Eukaryota, Metazoa, Chordata, Actinopteri, Syngnathiformes, Syngnathidae. The transcript has 3 exons. Gene Ontology annotation, biological process: phosphatidylserine exposure on apoptotic cell surface; apoptotic process involved in development; engulfment of apoptotic cell.
GAGGGUCGAAGCGGCGGGGAUGAGAUUAACGCACAUGCUAAAUAACAACAACAAAAUCCUAAAAUAGAUUGUUCGAUUACAGCUGGAUGGAUUGAAAGUGUUUAAAGUCAGCAGAUUAGAUGACCGAGGGACCGAGGGACGCCGGGAAGAUGCGCUGCGUCCGCGGGGCUUGCGGCUGCUUCUGCGGCGGCGGCGCGCCCUCCGAGCCCGGGGUGAGCAGCGGCGACGCGCAGCCACCGCGCGCGUAGAUGGCCAGCGCAGGUGUCCGGGAAGUGUCGUCACGAGUGGUCGCCGGGCGGAGGGGGCAACGUCCGCGGAGAUGAUGGCGGCCAAGUCCGACGGCCGAGGGGUCGUCACCGGCUUCGCCCAGCUGCGCAACCUGGACGAGGUGGUGGGCACCGGGGAAGAGGGCCGCGACAACAGCAGCUCCUUCCACAUCUGCCACUGCUGCAACACCUCGUCGUGCUACUGGGGCUGCCGGAGCGCCUGCCUGCACUACCUGCGCUCCAGGCGGAGGGACGCGGCGCGGCCACCGCAGGAGGAGCAGCGCCUCUGGCUGGACUGCCUGUGGAUCGUCCUGGCCCUUCUGGUCUUCUUCUGGGACGUGGGGAGCGACGUGUGGCUCUCCGCGCACUACUACCGCAGCCAAGACUUCCUGUGGUCGGGCAUGACCCUGUUCUUUGUGCUGGUGCCCUCGGUCCUGGUGCAGAUCCUCAGCUUCAGAUGGUUCGUGCAGGAUUACACGGAGGGCGGACUGGGCUCCGUGCAGGGCUUGACGAGUCGCAGAGCCACGGCCAGUCUGCACCGGGACCGCUGCUGUCGCCUCUCGGUGUGGGUCUGGCAGAGCCUCCUGCACGUCUUUCAGAUGGGACAGGUGUGGAGGUACAUCCGCACCAUGUACCUGGGCAUCCAAAGCCACCGGCAGAAGGAGAACCAGCGGCGCUUUUACUGCGCCAUGAUGUACGAGUACGCUGACGUCAACAUGCUGCGACUGCUGGAGACCUUCCUGGAGAGCGCGCCUCAGCUGGUGCUGCAGUUGUGCAUCAUGAUCCAGAGCAACCAGGUCGAGUGGCUGCAGUGUUCUUCUGCCAUGUCCUCCCUCCUGUCCCUGUCCUGGGUGCUAUCGUCCUACCAUAAGCUCCUGCGCGACUCCCGAGACGACAAGAAGAGCAUGAGCUACCGCGGCGCUCUGGUGCACCUCUUCUGGCGCCUCUUCACCAUCUCCUCCCGGGUGCUCUCCUUCGCCCUGUUCGCCUCGGUUUUCCACAUCUACUUUGGCAUUUUCGUGGUGCUCCACUGGUGCGCCAUGGCUUUCUGGGUCAUCCACGGCGGCACCGACUUCUGCAUGUCCAAGUGGGAGGAGGUGCUGUUCAACAUGGUGGUGGGCGUGGUCUACGUCUUCUGCUGGUUCAACGUGCGCGAGGGGCAGACGCGCUACCGCAUGGUGGCCUACUACGCCGUGGUGCUGCUAGAGAACGCCCUCCUCAGCUCGCUGUGGUAUGCGUACCGCGACCCGGCCACCACUGACGCCUACGCCUCCUAUGCCCUCUGUAGCGUCUUCCUGUGCUUUGCCUCGGGUGUGGCCUGCAUGGUCCUCUACUACGGGGUCCUGCACCCUAUGGGCCCCCGCCUGAGGGUCUAUGCCAGCUCCUGUUGUGCGGAACUGCUCUGGGGCCUCCCGUUACCCCCCGAAGCUGAGCCCAUGGCCACCACGCCCGGCCCACGGGGCUCCCAGGCCACUCCAACACGGGGGCUGGCGGGGGAGUACACAGAGCCUGAUGAAACCGCCACAGACACCUGCCUUCCUGUUUUCCAGGUGAGGUCCACGGAGCCCGUGGACUCAUCCGGCAGGCCCAUCCAACCGGAAGGCCCCCUCAUAAAGAUAGACAUGCCCAGGAAGCGCUACCCAGCCUGGGAUGCGCACUUUGUGGACCGACGCCUGCGCAGGACCAUCAACGUGCUGCAGUACAUCAGCCCAAACGCCGUGGGCAUCAGGUACAGGGACGGCCCGCUUCUCUACGAACUCCUGCAGUAUGAAUCGGCGUUCUGAAAAAAAAAGAAAAAAAAAAAGGCUUUCUCAUCCCUCUUACCAUCCAAACACAGUCAUGAUGUAUUUUUGGAGGAGAAAAAAACCACGCAAAGAGAAAAAUAGUAUGAACCCAUGGGGCUGCGUGUGUAGAUAACAUGAAUGUUUCAUUAUGAAAUGCAUUAUUCUGUAUUGUGAAUACCUGUGAAGGGCAUAUUGUAUGACGCCUAAAGGGAAUGUUGGAGGAGGGUAUCAAAAGGAUGCAGGUUUUUUUUCCCCGCCCGCACAUCCCAAACUUUACUGCCAUUUUUUAUGUAAAUAACCCCAAAUGUUGCAAAUCGAGAGAGAGAGAGAGAAAGAGAAAGAGAGAGAGAGGUUUCCCUUCCUGUGAGCUCUCCUGGCUGUUCUAUUUUGGUUCCAAAAUCCUAAAUGGUAAUCACAUCAUGCGUGGAGGAGAAGAGAGACGCAAGCACACUGACCUUCAAUCAGUUCCGCCUAUUCAUUAAAAAAAAAAAAAGGUUUUUAGCGCACACUGCCCUCUGGCGGAGGCAAGGCGCUAUGGCAUGCCUUACCCUCAUGGCGGAGCCAUGCGUAAUAAUGGCAGAACACAAUGGAAGAAGCGUGGAAUGUAACAGAAAGAGCACAAAAAUAGGGUACGGUGGCCAGCACGUUCCAAACGCAGAUUUGAUCCAAAACCAAACACACUUACAUACCCCCUAUACCAGGGGUCAGCAACCCAAAGCGUUGAAAGAGCCAUAUUGGACCAAAAAUACAAAAAACAAAUAUGUCUGGAGCCGGAAAAAAUGUAAUAUCUUACAUAAGUCUUAUAAUGAAGGCAUCACAUGAUGUAAGUGUCUAUAUUAGCUAUAAUAGCCUACUAUCAAAAUGACUAUGUGUCGCAGGCUGACGCAAAUUUUCGUUGACAGAAAUGUAGAAAUGUAAUAUUUAUUCUGCACAUUUUUACAUUAGAAACCAUUAGUAAAUCAGAGGCUACUCAGAAGGUGAGAUAACUCCUGGAAAGGACUGGCUUUUAAUGGCCAAAGGUGUAGACGUGGUCUGGAACAACAUGGCACACAAACAACUAUCUGAAAUGUAGCCAAUGUUACAUACAGAUAAUGUGUCAUGAGACAUGCAAAUAUAAAUGAUAUACAAAGAGGAUAAAAGUAAAGGAAAUUAAAUUAAAUUAAAUACAGCUAGCCUAAAUAGCCUGAUUAGCACUCCAACAAGUCAUUAACAUCAACAAAGCUCACCUUUGUGCAUUCACGCACAGUAUAAAACUUUUGGUGGACAAAAUGAGAUGGAGUGGAAGAUUUUACAUGUAAACAAAUUGUUGCGGCACAGUCCACAUUAUGGUGAGUUCAAGAACCACCGAAAUUAGUAGGACAAAACGAUGUCCACCAAAUAGUCUCAUCAGUAUAGCAUACACACAAACAUAUUAAACAGUGGGCUUUCUAACCAUUGGGAAGGUUUGUGUCAUGUUUGUCCUCAAACAAAAAACAUACUAAAACAAAAAAAUUAUUUUUCCCCCCCAUCCUUUUCCAUUUUCAAUACUUUUUAAAAAAUGCUCCAGGGAGCCACUAGGGCAGCUCCAGAGCCGCGGGUUGCUGACCCCCGCCCUACACAGUGGUACCUCAACUUAAAAGCUGUCUCCCGGCUAAUUGUUAUGCUCUAAGUUGCAAGCAAAAAUUUGAGUUACCAACAUCCCCGCCAUUAGUUGGCGUAGCAAAUGCCGCAGCCCGGCAGGCACAAGACAUAGAUACAACAUUAAUUAUACAUACAUGUCUUUUAAAAUUGACUUUAAAACAACAUUGCCAAAUAGUUAUAUCGUUAAUAGUAUUUGUAAAUUAAGACAACGUUGAUGUCCAAUGUUGGAUCCUCGUUGUUGGUUGGGAAAUGACAGAAUUUCACUAGUCAAAUCAACAUCACAACCGGACAUUGAACAAACAUUGUUGUUUGAACGUUGUAUUUGUGUUGUAGAAUGACCAAGAUUCAAUGGUCAAACCAAAGUCAGAACCCAACAUUGAUUAAACGUCGUCAAAAAACACGUUGUUUCAACGUUAUUUUCAAGUUGCUCAACGUCAGGACCUAAUACAACAAGUUCUCAACGUUGUUUUAAUGUCUUGGGUUCUUCUGGGAGUGAACCCUGUUAGAUCUGACCAAAACAUCCGCGGCUUACUAGCUAGAUUUAGCUUAUAGCUAGAGAUCGACAUAACUGAAAGUGAGCGUUAAGGACGGCGCUGAGAAGAAGAAGUGGGUGAUGUUCAUUAAUUUAAAAAAAAAUCGUCAAAAACAUGACCCAUUUUGGAGCUAGCUUGUCAAAGCAUUUGGAGCGUAUCAUACCAUAUUGAAGCAGAGUGAGUCUAACGCCAGCCAAGAAUGUUCGAAUAAUAUCUAAACGGCAAAUGUUUAUCCAUGAAAAUGUGGAGAAGCUGUAAAGCGAUAUGUAGAAGUGCACUCUCUAAAUGCUGUACAUUAUUUUUACAGUACUUUAUAAAACUACCGUAGUUGUUCAGAGUACAUUCUGUUGCAUUGUUUUUAGACAAUAUUUCUUGCAUGUUCAAAUUGUGCUGUUUUGGCACCGACUAAAUUGAUUUCAAUUCAUUUCAAUAGGAGAUAAGAAAUAAAGCUCGUAAAUUGAGGUACUGCUGGGCAUCAAAUGCAACGAGAAAAAUGGCACAAACAUAAACAAAUCAUAAAAACAAGGGAGAAAUGCUGCAAGUUCAGGACAAAACGGAACUUUGACAGACCUUCACUAUGCUAAUGUCAAACUGUGGUACAUGGGCUCCAUCUGGUGGUAAGCCAAAUAAUCAUUUAAUGCAAUAUUCAAACACAGUGUUACUGUUCAAACUGUGUGUAAUGUUACAGUGGACAAAAUAUUAAAUACACUUGUUAAAUAAAACCUCUGCCUUUUUAAUAUAGAAUAUUUAGGCCUACUAUAGUGCUUUAUUUUAAUGUUGGUCAUUUAGGUUGGUACGUUGAAGUUUAUUUCGAACAUCUAUACAGGUGCAAUAUGAUACAUUUUACAUAUUUACAUUUUUCUUUACAUGUAUGAAAAGGAGUAGGAAAAAGCAAAGCUUAAUUAAUCCUACCCUGUUUCCACUUCAUAGCAAUUACUAACCCAUAUGUAUGGUAUUUUGAGAGCCACGUGUUUUCUGAGGUGGUACUUGGUGAAACAAGUUUGAGAACCACUGUUCUGGAGGGUUCUCAAACAGACACUGUAAGGGCAAAUAUUGUUGAAACAAGCGAAUAAUAACGCAAAUAUAAAACAUAUUUCAGAUAACGGUACACGUUAUAAUUGGUAAACCAACAACACCCAUUGAGCUAGACAGCGCCAGCAUUGAUCAGUUCCAAUAACAUUGAAUCCACUUGGGAUUUUAUCAAUGUUUUAAAUGUUCCCUGUAACCUUACCCAUACACAAACAGUGCAGGAAUUCAACUAACAUUGGGAAACCAAUACAGUGUGGAUGUUUUACUCGUUUUUGUCACACAGACAUUAAAGUAGACACUAGCAAAACACAUACUGAGUUCAUUUUUAAAUGACUUUACUCUUUUAAUUAUAACUAGUAAUUUUAACCUACUAAUAAUUAAUUAUUAGCUCAUAUUUUUAAAGACGUGCAUCCCUUUUGUUACGUGAAGUUGCAGCAUUUCUCUCAUGCAGUUGUUUGGGGGUAUUUUGGGAACAUUUGUGUGUUGGGAGCGAUUAGACGUUGCCGUGUGUUUACCGUGGUACACAUACUGUAAACACGUUCCAAAGCUGUCUUAUUUUUAACAAUCAAAUCCUCCACCAUUCCCUUCUCAACCCUAAAGAGUGUUUUUGUUUUGAUAUUAACAAUGGAUUAGUUCUAGUAUUUCUUGUUAUUAUAUGACAUUAUUUUGGUGCACAACUGUAAAAAAAAAUGCAAUGAUCCUGUGCCAUUUAUUCUAGCUAAAAAACCGCUGGCUUUUAAAAGUCAACAGUGUCAUUUUAGAACCAUUCAUUGAAAUCUAUUACUGUCAAGUACAGGCAGAAAUGCACCCGGGCUCUGAACAGUGGUUGUCUGCUUCACUAUGUGGCCGCACGUGCCUAAAAACAUCGUACUGUAAUAAGGCAGAUGCCAUCUAAAAGUUUGGGUUCUAGGCGAGAGGGCUCAUUUUUUUUGCCAGGGAUGGAAAAGAACAGGAGGGAGAGACUGUGCUAAAGGAUCAUUAUUUUGCAGACCAAUAAUAGGUGUUCAUUAUUGUGGAUUGUACCUUAAGGCACCCGAAGCUAACACCAUUGGCUCUCUG